This is a messenger RNA of Malus domestica (apple), 2857 nucleotides long. RefSeq lists its product as uncharacterized. Lineage: Eukaryota; Viridiplantae; Streptophyta; Magnoliopsida; Rosales; Rosaceae. The record is from RefSeq and is a predicted model, not a curated record.
ACGCGCGGUAGAAACCAUGUCCUCUGAAUCCCCUUCAUUUCUCAAUUUACCAGAAAUGGCUCAAGUUGACUGUUGAACUGACAUAACAUGUUCAGAUAAAUACUUAGGGUUUACAGUUGGAAGCUGGUACAAUGGCGGCAAAAUCAGCUCCGCCCCUUUUCCUUGAAGAUUGGCUGAGGAGUGUGAGCGGCGGUGGCAGCAGCAGGAACACCUCCGCCGCCGUCUCCAGAAACUCAUCCACCUCAUCCGCAAGAGCCAUAAUUCAGGCAUGGGCCGAGCUCCGCGACUGCCUCCAACACCAAUCGUUCCAAUCCCGCCAUCUCCAGUCCCUCAAAACCCUCGCCAACUCCCAGACUUCUCUCCACGUUGCCGACCCCCAAGCCAAGCUUCUGCUCUCCAUUCUCUCCUCUCCCGACCUCUUUCUUCCUCCUCAGUCCUAUCCGCUCUUCCUCCGACUGCUUUAUAUUUGGGUCCGGAAAUCCGCCCGGCCCAAUUCGGGUCUCAUUGAUUCGGCUGUGGAAGUUCUCUCUAUUCUCUUCCUUACCCAGUAUGUAUCAAACAAGAGUCCUGCCCUCUUUUCUGAAGGCGUUCUCCUUCUGGGUGCCUUCUCUUUCGCUCAUUCGGCCUCCGAAAGCUCGAAAAAAGAUUGCUUGGGGCUGCUCUGUAGGCUGUUGGCGGAGGACUACCAGGUACUUGGGUCAUUUGGUGAAUUGAUUCCGGACGUGCUUGCCGGAAUUGGGUAUGCUCUAUCUUCUUCUGUGAAUGUUCAUUUUGUUACUGUUUUGGAUUUCGUGUUGAGUGUUUGGGGUAAGGAAAGUGGACCUCCUGGCAGUGUUUGUCAUGGGUUGAUGAUUCUGCAUUUGAUGGAAUUGGUAAUGUCUGGUUUGAGCAGUUUUCGCUCUGUCGAAAAAGUUGAUACCUUUUCCCGGGAGGUUUUAGAGACCGAUAAAGCAAAUUAUGUUCCGUUUGCUGUUGUCAUGGCUGCAGCUGGAGUACUGAGGGCGUUAAGUAGAUCUAUAGUGAGUGGUCUUGGGAUGGACACUAUUUCCAGAUUAAGACGGUCUGCAGAAGAUCGGAUAGAAUCUGUAGCAAGAGAGUUAGUUUCAAGAACUAUAGAGUUUACCAGCUCAGAUAAUGAUCUCACAGAUAAUCUUCUGUUACAGUCUGUUUCGAUAGCAUUGGCUCGAACUGGUGCGGUCUCUGCUCGUGCCCCUUUGUUUAUAUGCCUUGCUUCUGCAUUGUUGACUGAAAGCUUUCCCUUGAGACGUUUAUACAUGAAGGUACUUAAACCAAUGCAUGACAGUUCAGCUGUACCGAGGAUUAAUGAGGUCAGGGAACACCUGGAAAGUCUUACUUUUAAGGAAGCAGGGGCCAUAACCGGUGUUUUCUGCAAUCUCUAUGUUUCAGUUGAUGAACAGAGCCAACAUAUGGUGGAGAAUCUUCUGUGGGAUUACUGUCAACAGAUAUACAUGGAGCACCGACAGGUGGCUUUGGUUCUUCGUGGUAAAGAGGAUGAAGUACUUGGAGAUUUGGAGAAAAUUGCUGAAUCUGCUUUUCUUAUGGUUGUACUUUUUGCAUUGACCGUCACAAAGCACAAGUUGAAUUCAAAAUUCAGUCAAGAAACUCAAAUGGAUACAUCAGUACGAAUACUUAUUUCGUUUUCUUGUCUCGAGUAUUUCCGCCGCAUUCGUUUGCCAGAAUACAUGGAUACAAUUCGAGGUAUUGUUGUGAGUGUCCAGGAAAGUGAUUCUGCUUGUGUAUCUUUUGUAAGAUCCAUGCCCACUUAUGGUGACUUGACGAACGGCCCAGACUUUUCUUUCCUGCGAAAGAUGGAAUAUGUGUGGACCAAGGAUGAGGUUCAAACUGCUCGCGUUCUGUUUUACCUACGGGUCAUACCAACUUGCAUUGCACGUUUGCCUAGCCCUGUAUUUGGGGAUGUGGUUGCUCCAACUAUGUUCUUAUAUAUGGGUCAUCCUAACGGAAAAGUACCUCGAGCCUCACAUUCUAUGUUUUCUGCAUUCAUAUCUUCGGGGAAGGAUUCUGAUCAGGAUGAAAGAGAGUUAUUAAAGGAGAAGCUUGUUUUCUACUACAUGCAAAGAUCACUAAAGGAAUAUCCCGAAAUUACCCCUUUUGAGGGAAUGGCUUCUGGAGUUGCAGCCUUGGUUCGACAUCUUCCUGCUGGAAGCCCACCCAUAUUUUAUUGUAUACAUUGUCUUGUCGAGAAAGCUAAAAGGCUUUGCAUUGAAGACUUCGCUCACCAGGCUGAUAUGUGGAAGAACUGGCAAGGAGAGUCAGAGCCUGGCAAGAAAAUCCUAGACUUACUUUUACGGCUGAUUUCCCUAGUUGAUAUACAGGUACUACCGGACUUGAUGAAGCAGUUGGCACAGCUAAUAGCCCAACUACCAAAGGAUGGCCAGAAUAUGAUUCUAAAUGAGUUAUAUUCACAGGUUGCAGAAUCUGACGAUGUUACUCGCAAGCCUACUUUAGUUUCUUGGCUGCAAUCAUUGUCUUACCUUUGUUUUCAAGAAACAAGUGGGAGUGCAGCAUCCAGAAAGGUUGUAACUGAAGCAAAAAUCACUUCCAAGCAGACUCCAGACCUAUCACGUGAGACUAGCCUAAAUGCUCGAUUAUGAGAUUGAGGUGCAGUAAGCAAGAUUACUCACCCUCCUUAUGAAUGUUUUUUUUCUUUUUUUCUUUUUGAUUUUGGUAGCUUGACUAUAUUUUGCAUUUGGUUUCACUAUGUCUGAUUAUGGAAUAAUGAAAAAUCUAUCAUAAUUAAUUACUCAUGAAACGCAUGGGUUUUUUAGUUUCUCAAUAAUGCAAAUAAUUAAAUGUACCACUUGGUAUAAUUUAUUAA